This is a messenger RNA of Myiozetetes cayanensis, 4329 nucleotides long. It is a transcript of the gene SARDH, whose product is annotated as sarcosine dehydrogenase. Lineage: Eukaryota; Metazoa; Chordata; Aves; Passeriformes; Tyrannidae. Gene Ontology annotation, cellular component: mitochondrion. Bases 279 to 3017 code for a protein of 912 amino acids. The record is from RefSeq and is a predicted model, not a curated record. Gene Ontology annotation, molecular function: protein binding; oxidoreductase activity. The transcript has 22 exons.
GAGGCUGCGAGUCCCCCUGGCCCCAGCUGGGUUGUUUGUUCUCUGCUGGGCACCGAGCCGGGGAGAAAAGCAGCAUUUUCCUCCCUGUUUUGAAUUUCUCCUCCCUGCUGGACUUUCUGUCUUUGUUGAGGAGCAGCUGAGCCACGAGAAGGGCAGGGGCAGAAGGGACGGAAGAGGAGGAGGAGGACGAGGAGGAGGAGGAGAGCAUCGGAGGAAGGCAGGGGCCCCACGGCCAUCGCAGCAGGGAAAGUCAGCCCAAGUGAGCCUCGCUGGUGGAGAUGUCCUACGUGAGCUGUGCCUUGCGGGCAGCUGCCCCCCGCCUGCCAGCCCCCUGGAGGAGCCCCCGGCCCUUCAGCAGCGCCACAGGGCCCACGGCCAAGAAGAGUGUCCCGUACCAGAAGACCCUGCAGGAGGAAGGCCCCGGGAGUGGGGAGCCCAGCCGGCCCCCACCAUCCUCGGCCGAGGUGGUGGUGGUUGGUGGGGGCAGCCUGGGCUGCCAGACCACCUAUCACCUGGCCAAGAUGGGGGUCACCAACGUCGUGCUGCUGGAGAGGGACCGCCUGACCUCGGGCACCACUUGGCACACAGCUGGUCUCCUGUGGCAGCUGCGUCCCAGUGAUGUGGAGGUGGAGCUGCUGGCGCACACACGGGAUGUGGUCAGCCGGGAUCUGCCGGCGGAGACGGGGCUGCACACGGGCUGGGUGGAGAACGGGGGGCUCUUCAUCGCCUCCAACAAGCAGCGCCUCGACGAGUACAAAAGGCUCAUGUCGCUGGGGAAGGUGUAUGGUGUGGAGUCCUACGUCCUGACCCCAUCACAGACUAAGGACCUGUACCCACUGAUGAACAUUGAUGACCUGUAUGGCACCCUGUACGUCCCCAAGGAUGGCACCAUGGAUCCAGCUGGGACCUGCUCAACUCUUGCCAGAGCAGCAACUGCCAGAGGAGCUACGAUCAUUGAGAACUGCCCGGUCACCGGCAUCCAGGUCAGAGCUGAUGAUUUCGGGGUGAAGAGGGUGUAUGCAGUGGAGACAGCCCACGGGACCAUCCAGACCCCCUGCGUGGUGAACUGUGCAGGUGUGUGGGCACGAGCCCUGGGCCGGCUGGCCGGCGUGCACGUGCCGCUGGUGGGGAUGCAUCACGCCUACGUGGUGACCGAGCGCAUCGAGGGCAUCCAGAACAUGCCAAACGUUCGCGAUCAUGACGCCUCGGUCUAUCUCCGUCUCCAAGGUGAUGCCCUUUCCGUGGGUGGAUAUGAGUCAAACCCCAUCUUCUGGGAGAAGGUAUCUGAAAAAUUUGCUUUUGGCCUAUUUGAUCUGGAUUGGGAUGUUUUCAUGCAACACAUCGAAGGUGCCAUCAACAGAGUACCAGUGCUGGAGAAAACGGGCAUUAAGUCCACUGUCUGUGGGCCAGAGUCGUUCACAGCCGACCACAAACCGCUCAUGGGGGAAGCUCCAGAAGUCCGAGGGUUCUUCCUUGGCUGUGGCUUCAACAGCGCUGGGAUGAUGCUGGGAGGCGGCUGUGGGAAGGAACUGGCUCACUGGAUCAUCCACGGGCGGCCGGAGAAGGACAUGUACGGCUACGACAUCAGGAGGUUCCAUCACUCCCUCACCGACAACAACCGCUGGAUCCGGGAGCGGAGCCACGAGUCCUACGCCAAGAACUACUCCGUCGUCUUCCCCUACGACGAGCCACUGGCAGGGCGCAACAUGAGGAAGGACCCCCUGCACGAGGAGCUGCUGCGACAGGGCUGUGUUUUCCAGGAGCGGCAUGGCUGGGAGAGGCCGGGCUGGUUCAGCCCCGGGGGUGCAGCCCCGGUCCUGGAUUACGAUUACUACGGCGCGUACGGCCGGGAGCGCCACAAGGAUUACACCUACAACCGCCUGCUGGGCGACGAGUACACCUUCGACUUCCCCCCUCACCACGACGUUAUCAAGAAUGAAUGCUUAACAUGCAGAAAUGCCCUGGCUCUCUUUGACAUGUCUUAUUUUGGGAAAUUCUACUUGGUUGGACCUGAAGCUACAAAAGCAGCAAACUGGCUGUUCAGUGCUGACGUGAGCAAAGCACCAGGCUCCACCGUGUACACCUGCAUGCUGAACAAGCAGGGGGGUGUGGAGAGCGACCUGACCGUCAGCAGGAUCAGCCCUGGAGACCCAGCCUCCCCCCUGGCCCCUGCCUUCGAAGGGGAUGGAUACUACCUGGCUAUCGGUGGGGCCGUGGCCCAGCACAACUGGUCCCACAUCACCUCUGUGCUGCAGGACAUGAAGCUCCAGUGCAAACUCCUCGACUGCUCGGAGGAGCUGGGCAUGAUGAGCAUCCAGGGCCCUCUGAGCCGCGUCGUCCUCCAAGAAGUGCUGGACACCGACCUCAGCAACGAGGCCUUCCCCUUCUCCACCCACAAAAUCACCACAGCUGCAGGAUGCACGGUCCGUGCCAUGAGGUUGUCGUUUGUGGGCGAGAUGGGCUGGGAGCUGCACGUGCCCAAGGCAGACUGUGUGAAGGUUUACCGGGCGGUGAUGCAGGCGGGGGCCCGGCACGGCAUCACCAACGCCGGCUACAGAGCCAUCGACAGCCUCAGCAUCGAGAAAGGGUACAGGCACUGGCACGCAGACCUGCGCACCGACGACACCCCGCUCGAAGCCGGCUUAGCCUUCACCUGCAAGCUCAAGUCCAGCAUCCCCUUCCUGGGCCGGGAGGCUGUGGAGGCCCAGAAAGCCAAGGGCAUCUUCCGCCGCCUCGUCUGCUUCACCACGGACGAGAAGGUGCCGAUGUUCGGCCUGGAGGCGGUCUGGAGGGACGGCAAGGUGGUCGGCCACAUCCGUCGGGCAGACUUUGGAUUUGCCAUCGACAAAACCAUCGCCUAUGGCUACAUCCGUGACCCUGAGGGGGGCCCAGUCUCACUGGAUUUCGUGAAGAGUGGCAGCUACGAGCUGGAGAGGAUGGGAGUGACCUACCCCGCCCGAGCACACACCAAGUCCCCGUUCGACCCCGACAACAAGCGAGUGAAGGGCUUUUACUGAGCAGGUGCUGCAGGCACUGGGUGGGGAGAAGGAAGAGCCCAUGAGGAGCUGCCAGCAGAAUUCCUGGCCCCUGGGUGCCCCAGCUGGCUCCGGGGUCAGAUGGAAGAGCCAGGCAACUGCCUGCAGCGAACUUAUCAAGCGAAUUUGGGUCGAAUUGGAGGGGAGAAGAGGAAGAGAUUCUAAAAAGUCCAAAGACUCUGUUGCUCUGUUUCCCAAGUGAAGCAGUGCCACUGCAGCAAUAAUUCUUUUCCAUGGGUUAAUUGCCCUGAAAACAGUGUUUUGUCUGACUGCAUAUGAAGUGGUUUCAGUUUUUGACUUUGCUGGAAACUCUUUCCCCCAAAAUGUAGUUUCACGCUGCCUGGAAAUGAAUUUUUUUUAAACUAACUCUGCUGUUAAUACAGCUGUAGCCUCCAAACCUGACGAACCUUGGAUCCCUUGCUGUGUCUGUCCUCACUUGAAGGGGUGUCACCUUCUGGCUGUGCCUGGGGACCCCGAGCUGGGGUGGGAACACUCGUGGGGGAUAUGGAGGGAAGGGGCUGAGGCACAGGGCUAUUGCUCAGGUUCAUGCUGGGGAUGCUCUGUCUGCUGCAGGGUUUUCCUCUACCAGUACUGUUUGUGCUUAUGUGUCACAGAAUCAUGGAAUCCCAGACUGCUUUGGGUUGGAAGGCACCUUCAAGAUCACCCCCCUGCCAUGGGCAGGGACACCUUCCACUAGCCCAAGUUGCCCCGAGCCCUGUCCAACCUGGCCUUGGGCACUUCCAGGGAUGUCACAGCCACAACCUCUGGGCUGCUCCCGACACAGGCAGGGCCAGCUGAGCGCUGUGGUGUAAGAUGGGCAGGCAGGGCACCCACACCUUGUCCCCAUCCUCUGGCAGCAGAGCAGCAGACCCCUUCUGCUCUGCUGGCAUCUUCCCGAAGGUCACCUUGGAGGUGGCUCCUUCCAGCUCCCGACAGAGAGGGCUUUGCCUGCAGAGGCUGAGCCGUGUGCUGCCAGCCCUGCGGCCCCCGGCACACAGAGCCAGGCUCGGAGGCAUCGGGGAAGGUUUUCCAUCACACGCACGCAUCCCAUGAACCCCCUGCUGCCCAAGGGAAGGGUCAGCGACUUCCAGCCUGUCCCCACAAUUAUCCCUUGCUCUGCUCCCUUUGCCUGGCACAGCGAGGGCCUGAUCUCUGCUGAAGGUUUCACCCGCCUGAAGAAAUAAUCUCACUCCAUGCUCUUCCCCUUUUCUUUCCCUUGACUAGGUUUGCUUGGUUCGUACCCUCUUUAGAGCUGAUUUCAAUUCCUUAACCUCGUGCCACAAGCGCUACGGGC